Molecule: messenger RNA, 4458 nt
Organism: Pecten maximus
Lineage: Eukaryota; Metazoa; Mollusca; Bivalvia; Pectinida; Pectinidae
Exons: 8
Coding region: 7-2397 (796 amino acids)
Source: RefSeq, a predicted model, not a curated record
UUUGACAUGGCGGGGACUCGGGUGUUGUUCCUUUUGACAUGGUUAUGUCGGAUUCUUUUAGGAUGCUGUUCUGGUGACAAUUCCGGAAAUGAAUAUAUCAUCACAUAUACAGAGAACGUAAAGAACGAUAACUCGUUGGAAAAAGCAGCUCCAGUAUAUCCACUGGAGAUGUUUAUACUCCCUUCAGGCGCCAGUCCAGUCACUGUAAAUGUUACAGCACCUUCAUUCUCAUCCUACCAGCUGUCGCAUCAAAUUACUGUUAAAAAUGACGACUCCGUUAAACUUGAAGUCGACAUUUCAUUACAACUAGCAGGAAAUGAACAAUCCUCAAAAGGAAUCCAUGUUCAGGCUAGUGGGGGCAUAGUGUUACUUAUUAUCAAUAGACAAAAAUACACAAGCGAUGGUUAUUUAGCUCUACCACUGAAUGCUCUAGGUACCGAGUACUAUGCCGUUACAGAAUUCCCCGACGAUCACUGCCAGUUCGCUAUCGUUGCAACACAAGACGGAACUGUUGUUGAUAUCAAACUUUCAAACAACGCGAAUGCGAAACCUGUACAGUUCGGUCAGAAUCAGUAUCAACCGGGUGACCAGUUUCAGGUGUCUUUGGACAAGUACGGUACAGUACAGAUACAAAGCACUGGAGAUCUAACAGGAUCCCGGAUCACCUCUAACAAACCAAUCACAUUCCUGAGCGGAAAUCGACGAACAGUAGUGAAAUCGGGUAUAAGUAGUGAUCAUUUAGUGGAACAGCUGUUCUCUGUGGACAAGUGGGGCAAAACGUACAGCGUUGUUCCAAUUCCUCAGAGGCCAGUUGGGGACUAUUUCAAAGUUGUUGCCAGUGAAGAUUCUACGUUGAUCCAGGUGGCAUGCCUAAAGGACGCCGACAGUUACGAUACGUCGGUAUCACUUGCAAGUGCCGGAGACUUUGAAAUGUUGCAUAUUUCGCCUGGACGGUAUUGCUCAUUCAUUUCAAACCAUGCAAUUAUGGUCGUGCAAUUUGUCUUGAGCCAGUCAAGCAAUAGCGACAAGCACGAUCCCUCCAUGAUUCUGAUAGCCCCGAGGGAACAGUACAUGCCCGGUUAUAUAUUCACAACGCCAAGAAUUGACCAAGGCAGCUAUGAGAAUUUCUUAAUGCUUAUAAUACCGGCUAGUCAGAAGACUGGUCUCCGCCUUGACGGGAAUGAACUCCCAAGUAAUACGAACUUCCAGGACAUACCAGGGACCAACUUGACAGGAUGUUAUAUAAUUGUUACUGAUGGAUACCAUCAUAUCCACCAUGUGUCGCCUAUAGCAGCUUUCUCUGGGAUCCUGUACGGCCGCGCAAAGUACGAGAGUUAUGGGGUAUCUGUCGGACUCCGCCUCGGACCAGCCAACCUUCCGUGUACGCCUACAGCCAGUGUGGAUUCAGACGGGAUAGACAACGACUGUGAUGGUCUCGUAGACGAAGAACUAUGUACGGCAGAAAAUAGCGGAGCAGAUGACGAUGGUGACGGGGUAUCGGACGAAGACUGUGUGCUACCCUAUCCCGUUGAUGGCAUAUGGACAGAAUGGAGCGAAUGGCAAGAAUGUAGUAUCACAUGUUCCGAUAGCAAGGCCGUACAAGGAACGAAAACGCGACAGCGGAACUGUACAGAGCCUAUGUACGGAGGAGACCCAUGUUCUGGUUCCAGUGAAGACACAGCUUCGUGUACCUCGCAGUCACCCUGCCCAGUUGACGGGAACUGGGGCACUUGGACAGCAUGGGGUGACUGUUCUAUGACUUGUAAUCCAUACCAGGGCUCUGACCUCGUCGUACAUGGCACGCAAACACGGUCACGGACCUGUACAAACCCUUCUCCUCAGCAUGGUGGCAAUCCCUGUGACGGGGAUUCUGAGGAUUCCGGGCUUUGUCAAAAAGACACUGCUUGUCCAGAUACCAAUGGCAACUGGGGUGCUUGGGAGGAAUGGUCUGAUUGCCUGCGUUUCCGUUUCCGGUCAUGUGACAACCCUGCCCCUUCACCAACCGGACAGUACUGUGUUGGGCCUGGAAAUGAUUCUAGUACAUGCGAUGUCACAAGCCCAGUUCGAGCAGUCCAGAAUCCUGCUACACGUCCAUCAUGUGAUUGUCCGGUCCUUAGUGCAACAACCACGACACUCCGUCCAGUUCCAACCACUCCAGGUAACAUGGCUAUUGUUAUGGAACAGCUAAACCGGGAACUACGUCGAGACCGGAAGAACCUGUCCAAGUAUAAGCGAUCACUUGGUAGUGCGUCUGAUAGUCGACAGAGCAGCAUGCUCAUUGGUUCAGUAAUAGCGUUUAUUAUUGUCGCUAUCAUGGCAGCCUUUCUUAUCAUGGAUUUGGAGAAGAUAUAUCGCUUCCUGCGUGACCAAAAAGACGAAGAACGGGACAUCCAAUAGUUGGUCGUACAGACUAUGUGGAUGUGUGAGAUACUUUCCCGGAACUAAAGAAAGUAUAUUAUUUUAUAAAUAAUAUGUACAAGAUUUUAUCUAAAUCGCAGAUUUUGUGAAAUCUGUAAUCCUAAGGAAAAUAUGAAGUAUGUGAAACAAUCUUUUUGAGAUUGGUGGGGAUUUAUAUAUUGCUAUUUAACAUACCUAAUUGUCACCAUAUUUAUUUAUGUACAAAAGGAGUUAUGGUGUUUGUAUAUGUAUUUAAUAUAUCAUAUGUGUUCUGUUACCCUUCGGUUAUUGGUAGAUUAUGAUAUUUGUCCUUGUUUCUUCCAUAUACUUUUAAUGUAAAAAGUUUACGUCAGCAUUAAGAGUUACCUCGCUUGGUACUGCGACGUAUUGUUGUCGUUCUCUGACUUUUACUUUCGGUUUCGAUUCUUGGAAUUACCCAUAAUUCCAAUAAUUCCAAGGUGAAAAAAAACAAACAUGUCAACCAGAAUGCUUCGUCAGGAAUCAAUAUAAGGAAAGGUCCCCCAUAGUGUAAGUUCUUUCCCUUUCCCAUACUGUAUUCAUUUGUAUUAUGAUUAUAUGUAUCGAUCCAUGUUUGUAAAGUUUCUAGAGGUGAAAUGAUGCUGAUAUUUUGAUGUCAUACGCAUUGAACUAGAAUCAUGCUAUUUUUCGCAGAAGCACAUGGUUUCAAAAAUGUUGUAAUUUCAUUUGACAACCCUUUUUUGUACUUUGUUACACCUCUAUAACAGUUAAUGACUCAAAGUUUAUUUGUUCGGGACUCUUCAUACUUGGCUCGAGAUAAAUAGAAAUAUUUCUAGUCAUAUAGAAUAAAUUUAUAGUCUGUGAAAUGGUAUUAAUUUACAGUCGGGUUAGGUCACAUGUUAUGUUUAUCACAAUGUAUAUAUAUAAAUAAAACAACCUAUUUGUCAGGCAUGUGUGGCCAGGCACAUUUCAUUGUAAGAUAUUCAAAUUUCUUCUUCUUGUUGUGAUUUGUGAAAACAGAAUCUCUUUAGUCAUUUUAUUAUUAUGUCUGUGUUUACAGCAAACCAUGUAUACAAUUUUGCUAUAUUCAAUUUCAAUUUAAAUCAAAUUAGAAUAAAUUUGAUAACAUGCAUAUUGUAGAUUAAACUCCUUAUUAAUUAACAUGUUUUAUAGGCAUAUAUAGGCAAGUCCUGAACUUGUAUAGGCAAUUUUCCAUGUAUUGGCAAUUUUUUGCAUACUUGGCAAUUUUGUUAAUUGGCAAUUUAUUGGCAAUUAUAUAGUUGUCAUUUCUUGGCAAAUGUUGGCAAUUUUAAGGCAAAUGUUGGCAAUUUUAGUCAAUUUCUUGUGCUAUAGGCAAUAGUUGAGGUUUUGUAAUUUCUCAUUGUAGGUCUCUACCCUCAACUCAACUUGGAGGUUUGUGUUUGUGUGACAUAAAAUGGAAAUUGAAAUAAAGGAACUAAUCGAAAAACAGAACUUAGGCUUUUACUGUCCAGAACAGCACAAUAUGUUAUGCACGUGUAAAUUGUCCUGUCGCAGUAUCCGGUUUUGGUGUUACGUGUGUUCAGUUCAGAAUAUAAAUAGGGUAUGACUGUAUGCGAGAUGUUGUAUAUAUUGAUAUUGUAUUAUUGUUGUAGGUCUCUAUGAUUUUAGUCAUAUAAUGAUGAGCACAAUAUAUCAAAACGCAGCCUCCCAAAACACGCAUACGCACUCACCACAUGCAUGCAAAUUAGAAUAAAUUUGAUAACAUGCAUAUUGUAGAUUAAACUCCUUAUUAAUUAACAUGUUUUAUAGGCAUAUAUAGGCAAGUCCUGAACUUGUAUAGGCAAUUUUCCAUGUAUUGGCAAUUUUUUGCAUACUUGGCAAUUUUGUUAAUUGGCAAUUUAUUGGCAAUUAUAUAGUUGUCAUUUCUUGGCAAAUGUUGGCAAUUUUAAGGCAAAUGUUGGCAAUUUUAGUCAAUUUCUUGUGCUAUAGGCAAUAGUUGAGGUUUUGUAAUUUCUCAUUGUAGGUCUCUACCCUCAACUCAACUUGGAGGUUUGUGUUUGUGUGACAUAAAAUGGAAAUUGAAAUAAAGGAACUAAUCGA